AUGAUCAUUCCGGUCAGGUGUUUCACCUGUGGCAAAGUGGUCGGAGACAAAUGGGAGAGCUAUAUUGGUCUUCUUCAGGCUGAGUAUGCUGAGGGUGACGCACUGGACACACUGGGACUUCGUCGCUACUGUUGUCGACGUAUGAUUCUCUCCCACGUGGACUUGAUAGAAAAGCUUCUGAAUUAUGCUCCCCUUCAAAAGUGA
Dibothriocephalus latus is the source of this 204-nucleotide messenger RNA. The record is from the annotation of a GenBank genome assembly. Lineage: Eukaryota; Metazoa; Platyhelminthes; Cestoda; Diphyllobothriidea; Diphyllobothriidae.